UGGAGAAAGCAAGAUUAGGAAGUCGCUGCUUUUUGCUCCGAGGGAAGCUUGGGCGGACAACUUAAUGCCUACUCAGAGUGGUUUACAAAGUAUGCCAUUUUAUCCCCACAACAAACACCCUGCAAGCAUCCUUUGGCCAUGUGGCUCUGGUUGGCACUUGCAGCAGGCCUCUAUUUUAUGCUCCGAUGGUUUCGUGGCAAGCAGAUCUUGAGCAACCUGACGGACAAGUACGUCUUCAUAACUGGCUGCGACUCUGGCUUUGGGAACUUGCUAGCCAGACAACUGGAUUGCCGGGGCCUGCACGUGUUGGCAGCCUGUUUCACGCCACAGGGAGCAGAGAAGCUAAAGGAGCACACUUCGGAACGGGUGCAAACCAUCAUCUUGGAUGUCUGCAGCACUGAAAGUGUGGCCAGAGCGACAGAAUGGGUAAAAAGCCAGGUUGGCGACAAAGGACUUUGGGGGUUGGUGAAUAAUGCAGGUAUCUCCAUCCCAACAGCCAGCAAUGAUUGGCUGACCAAGGAACACUUCAGGAAAAUUAUGGAUGUCAAUUUUCUUGGGGUGGUGGACGUGACGCUACAUAUGAUGCCUUUGUUAAGAAAAGCCAGAGGAAGGGUGGUCAACGUGGCCAGCGUCAUGGGACGGCUCUCCUUCUUUGGAGGUGGUUACUGCCCUUCAAAAUAUGCAGUCGAGGCUUUCUCUGACAGUCUCAGGCGUGAGAACUUCUCCUUUGGAGUGAAGGUCUGCAUAAUUGAGCCAGGCUACUUCAAAACGACGGUCACAAAUGAAGAUAUUGUCAGUGAAAACUUCAAGGGCCUCUGGGAACAGCUCCCUGAUGAGACCAAGGAAGUGUAUGGGGAACCUUUCUUACAGGCCAUACUUAAAUCGGUCUCUGUAAUGCACUCCCGCUGCAAUUCCAACCUGAGGCUGGUGACUGACGCCAUGGAGCACGGUCUGAUUGCUGUUCACCCUUGCACCCGUUAUUCAGCCGGCUGGGAUGCCAAACUCUUUUAUCUUCCUCUGAGCUACAUGCCAUCGUGGUUGGCAGACAUGGUGCUUACCUGGUCUUAUCCAAAACCAUCACAGAGCAAAUAGAGUCAUGGGACCAUUCAGUGUAAGCAGUAGAAUUUGCAGAGGGCUAGAAAUCUCACUGUGUGAUGCUUCAGAAAUAUUGCCAGCAUUUGAAGAAUGCUGUGAUGUUAGUGGAGGGGUUUGGAGGGGGGGCAUUUCUCUGGUGCCCUUUAAUAGGAAUUUUUUUCCAACCUGUAUCCCACAUUAGCUUCCUGCUGUUGGAUAAUAGAAGGGUAUGUGGGACCAAUGCCUUGGUAUUUCCCCCAGAGUUUCCCUAGCUGCAUCCGCACAUUGUUGGCUGUUGCAUUUUCCCUACACUUUAGCAAAUUGGACUUUUCUGUCUUGACAAACCAGGACAGAUACAGACGCUUGCCAUAGCACAUGGAUUGCAUUCGUGUGUCGAUGACUGGGGAAGGAAAUGGCAAACCACCCUGUAAAAAGUCUGCCAAGAAAACGUCGUGAUGUGACGUCCCCCCAAGGGUCAGUAAUGACUCGGGGCUUGCACACUGAGCCACCCCCCUUGCCUCCUGGAGCAGAUUCAGUCUUUGUCAAGUCUCUUCUUACAGUUUUUUGGGGGUUCCUUUUUUCAACCGAUUUAUAAAGUCAUAUUGGGAUGCAUACUUGGGAAAUCCCACAAAUAGAACCCCCUUGUUCAUCUGCGGGUAUACCCAUUUGUGAUGCUUUUGGGGUUGGCAUACGAAUGCUGGUGUUAUAAAUUGUAUGCCCAUGUGUUCUCCUUAAUAAAAGUUUGCAAGAAAUGUU
This is a messenger RNA of Eublepharis macularius, 1830 nucleotides long. RefSeq names its product retinol dehydrogenase 16-like. The coding region runs from base 139 to 1092 and encodes 317 amino acids. NCBI's taxonomy places the organism in Eukaryota, Metazoa, Chordata, Lepidosauria, Squamata, Eublepharidae. The transcript is spliced from 6 exons. The record is from RefSeq and is a predicted model, not a curated record.